GUAAAUCGUUGAGUAGUAAAUACAAAGGCUUUUUCUAAUUUUGGUGCAAGUCUAAAAAAUAUUGUUGUAUUUUAUUUUCUCUAAUCAAAGCGCAAGCUUCUGAGAAAUAUUCAAAAGUAUUGUUUGUUUCUUAAACCGUGAACUUACCUGCCAUUAAAAAUGGCUUCAACUACGCGUGCGCAAAUUUUCUUAGUGAUUUUCGUUUGCUCGCUCUGUGGCAAGACACAAUUGUCUCAUGCAGCUAUUGAAUAUAAUCGCUAUUUGGCGCAUAUUUUCCACAAAUAUGGCACUGGAGGCACCAUUUCAUUCGAGGGUCUCGAGCAUUUGAUGUACAAUCUAGGCUUAGGACAAAUCGAAUUUGAACCUGAACACACUAUCGAUGAACAUCGCCCAAAAGGUUACAAAACAUUCGAGUCUGAUGAUGACGCAAAGUUGACGGCAUAUUUCGAAAGACAAAUUUCGAAACUCUCUCCAUCGGAUGAAGAUAUUGAAGUGUUGAAGGAGAGCCAGAAAAGCGCCGAUGAAUUGGAUAUACUAAUUGAAGGAAAAGACAAAGGAGUUUUGCUGGAAUUCAAAGAGAUGCACGAUCCCAAGCAUAGACACCCACGGGAGAGUGAUGCUUCUUUGGACGCUGCACCUCUCUCCGCGAAUGUUUGCCUAUCCCCAAAGUCCAUGCUACGUCUGGUCGUCGAUCAUGAUGAUUUACACAAACGUAAACUAUACAAGACCUACUCGGCCGAUGGCGUAGCGGAAGCGCACAACUCCGAAGCCGAAUACAAUGAGUUUAUCAACCAAGUGCAGCUAACACCAGUCGAAUUCAUGAAACUCUGUCCAGCGCUGUUGGCACAAAUCGAUCAGCAUGUGUGCAUGCGACCAGCGCCACUAACAAAUGGUGACGAUCCCAAGCAGGCAUUGUGGAAUGCUUGGCUCUACGCCAGCAUUUCCAUAUUCAUACUAUCCGCUUGUGGACUACUAGGCAUACUGUUGGUGCCGCUCAUGAAAACAAUCGCCUAUCAGGAGAUUUUAAAGUUUCUCGUCGCCGUUGCUGUGGGCACGCUAGCCGGCGAUGCUUUGAUGCACUUACUGCCGCAUGCCUUGGUGCCCGAACAUGGCGCGCACGAGUCCGACGCAGCUACAACUGCUGAGGCAGAGGAGCAUCAUGGUACACAUGAGGCAGUAUGGAUUUGCGCAUGCGCCUUCUUCACUUGCAUUUUCAUGUACGUGCUGGAACAUAUUUUGCCACUACUGAAGGGUGAUAGCGCCAAUGGACAUGGACACGGUCACUCGCAUGGCGGUCAUGCACACACGCACGGGCAUACACACGCGCAUCACACAGAACACGCAACGCCUGAUAAAACCGACGCCACAAAUGUCGCGCCGAUCGUCAACAGCGACGCCAAGGAAAUCAACAUCAUGUUGAAUGAAACGAAAAAGGAUCAGAAGACGCCAUCACGUCCGCUCACACCGGUCGCCUUUAUGGUCGUCAUUGGUGAUGGCUUGCAUAAUCUCACCGAUGGUUUGGCGAUCGGCGCCGCCUUUGCCAGCGAUCCUGUCACCGGCAUGGCUACCGCUUUUGCUGUGCUAUGCCACGAACUGCCACACGAAUUGGGCGAUUUUGCGCUCCUGCUGCAGACGGGCGUAUCGCUGCGCCGUGCCGUCUACUUGAACAUUGUAAGCUCGGUGUUGAGUUUUGUGGGCAUGGCAAUUGGUUUGUUCAUAGCCGGUGCGCAUGCGAAUAUGACACAAUGGAUCUAUGCGGCCACAGCCGGCUCGUUCCUGUACAUAGCGCUUGCCGAUUUGGUGCCGGCGAUGAGUGAGGUGGAAGGCCAUGCGGGAGAUGCCAAGAGCAAGUUGAAGGGCACACUAAUACAGAUUACCGGCAUGCUAUUGGGUGGCUUUAUAAUGCUGGCGAUUGCUGUUAAUGAGGAUGCGCUCGCAGAGCUUUUUAAGUGAAUAAUUAAUAUUAUAUAAUUUGAGGUUUGUGGAAGAAGUUGCAAAUGAGCUUCCUAGUCUAAUGCUGGGAAGGCGAGCUUUUAUAAAAAAAAACCAGUCCUGAACUGGGUUUUAGAGUUUCUGUAAACGGAUUUCUAUUUUCUAAAAAGUGUAGACAAUUUUUUCAAAUCCCAGCUUAUUUUAUGAUUUUCGUAAGUGUUAAAGUAUUAUUAAUAUUAGUCUAGAUAAUUUAAGUGUUUAGGAGUAUUAGAAACAAAUAAUGAGCCGAAUUAGCUUAAACUAAAAUUUUAAUUCUAAUAAAUUGCCGAAUUUUUUAAUAUAUAAU
Molecule: messenger RNA, 2278 nt
Organism: Anastrepha obliqua
Lineage: Eukaryota; Metazoa; Arthropoda; Insecta; Diptera; Tephritidae
Gene: Zip71B
Product: zinc transporter ZIP5
Exons: 4
Coding region: 160-1953 (597 amino acids)
Biological process (GO): intracellular zinc ion homeostasis; zinc ion import across plasma membrane
Cellular component (GO): membrane
Molecular function (GO): zinc ion transmembrane transporter activity
Source: RefSeq, a predicted model, not a curated record